GCAUAUUGCAGCGAACAGCAUGCAGGCCACAAGAAUUCAUUUGAUCUCGUGGUUCACUGAGGGAAGACUGCUUCUCACAGCUCUCCGCGUCGGCGUGGGAUUUGAGCUCAGAUCUCCACCACCCCUCCCCUCACCGCCAAAGGAUGGUUGUAUCUGCAAAGUGUGCCUUUCAUUUUGAACACAAAUCCUGCAUGGCCCUUGUCCUCUACACACCCCCAUCAGCCUCAGACUUUGUGUUGAUGAAAGGGGCCAUCUCGAAUAUCCAGUGCAGGCGCAGCAGCUGCCGAUGCGACCGCGACGCUCUUUCAGAACUCCAACAAAGGGAGGGGAGUUUUUUUCUCCCUUUUGACGGGGGGCUCCGAACACUUUGUGUUCUAACACCAACCCCUGACUUCCCCCCCACCCCUACUCUUUUUGAAUACGGAGCAGAAGAGGAGGCUGUGGCUUUUGUCUGCUUGUGGAUGGAGGGGGAUUCUCUCCACACCACCUCUUUUCAACCAUCUGAUACGGCUCUUCUGCAGCCCUCGGGGCCCAGGCUGUACCCGACAGCACAGCUGGCAACUAUAGACAAACUCUCUGACCUUACCCCAGGAACACGCACAAAAACAUUCCUGCUCCGGCCCGGUCCAGCACCAUCAGGAGAGGCUGAAGAAGGGUGCGAGCCUGCAGCAAUCUUUAAGAGUCAUAACAACGUCUGGCAGAUAGAGCUGCAUUUUGUCAACAGUUGCCAGCAUGGACCAGCAAAACACAGCCUUGAUCUGGUGCUGAUAUGAAGCUGAUCUGUCUGUGCUGAGACAAAGCAGGACUGUGUACACAUACAAACAUGCAUCCUUAUCAGUACAAGUGUAAGGCAACAAAAACUCCAAGUGUCAACACCUGCAGCCGUUUCAGAACAUAUUAAAUAGGUUUAAAUUUACAGUCUAAAUUUUAGAUACGUGUAUUUACAUACAUUCACAUG
This is a messenger RNA of Triplophysa dalaica, 958 nucleotides long. RefSeq lists its product as uncharacterized. NCBI's taxonomy places the organism in Eukaryota, Metazoa, Chordata, Actinopteri, Cypriniformes, Nemacheilidae. The record is from RefSeq and is a predicted model, not a curated record. The transcript has 2 exons. The coding region runs from base 144 to 773 and encodes 209 amino acids.